This is a messenger RNA of Macrosiphum euphorbiae (potato aphid), 435 nucleotides long. The record is from the annotation of a GenBank genome assembly. Lineage: Eukaryota; Metazoa; Arthropoda; Insecta; Hemiptera; Aphididae.
AUGGAAAACAGUGAGCCUUUCAAUGAACUCGAACUAGAUUGUGCCCAAUAUGUAGCUGGAUAUGUUGCUAACCGUUUUGCUAACAAACAUCCAGAACUUAUCAAACAAAUUGAUGAUAAAACUGUUAGUUGUUGGACUAGUUUUAAAUCAAAGGGUGGUUUGAAAUUGCCCUCUGACAACCUGAUGGUGGCAGUCAGAAAAUUAGAAAUCGAAUUUCAAAAACUUCAUCAAGAUAACAUUAGUAAAAAUAAAAAUAUAAUGAAAAAUAUGACCAACUUACUGAUGCCUCACAUUGAAGAUUUGUGUAUUCCAAAAGAUGCUAUUGAAUGCCUUGUAAGAACAAGGACAUUCAUCAGACUCAAUGAUCUCAACAACAGGACCACAGAGAAAAACUACGCGAAGAGACAAGAAAAGAGAAAAAACAAAAAUUUAUAA